Molecule: messenger RNA, 645 nt
Organism: Alternaria arborescens
Lineage: Eukaryota; Fungi; Ascomycota; Dothideomycetes; Pleosporales; Pleosporaceae
Exons: 2
Coding region: 1-645 (214 amino acids)
Source: RefSeq, a predicted model, not a curated record
AUGGAGGACACUAUUAGAUUACAUGGCGACUCUCCAGCACUCACGCGAAGCACAUCGCCCACACAACAUGCAUUACCAAGCUCCUCAGACUCGUCAGCGACGAUAAAACCACUACCCACGAUACCACACAUGCCCCCUCCCUACGCAGACCAAGAGCCGUACCGUGAUGAUCCCCCAACACCCACAGAAGGCAUAUCCUCGACGCGUCAUCAACUCAUUUCACCCACAUAUGACCCGCACUCUCAGCACAGUCUGGUGUACCAACCAUACACAGACACCUCACCACCUCACACACCAAUCGCCGACGACGUACCUCUUGCACAUCUCCUCUCCACGCACACGUACGCGCAAUCAACGGAGUUCUCGAUCCAAUCUGACGAUGCCUUGUACCCAGCUGAUGCACCACCGUCAUACGCAAUCGCAGUCCGACAAUCAUAUCGCGACACACUCAUCCAAUACAUACCUAGCAGCCAGCACGACUCCCGAGUUGAAGAAGACGAGGAAAGCCAACUGGGUAUAGACGCGACAAGACCAGAUGAUGUGCGGUAUUCGGUCGAGAGAAUCGUCGCCAUGUUUGUUGUUGCGCUGCUCUUGUUGGUAGUGUCAGGGGUGCUUGCUUGGCUUGCACUGGGGAACAUGGGAUGA